This is a messenger RNA of Anastrepha obliqua, 948 nucleotides long. RefSeq lists its product as uncharacterized. The transcript has 3 exons. The record is from RefSeq and is a predicted model, not a curated record. The annotation marks the transcript as partial. Lineage: Eukaryota; Metazoa; Arthropoda; Insecta; Diptera; Tephritidae.
UUAAAUCUGUUUCUAAUUUGGCGGGCGACAAGAGCAAAUGUAGUGCUGCCACUAAAAAAUGUCGGUUAUUAUAUUAAACCAAAGGCAGAGGAAACUAAACAUCUCAGAGACGAAUGGAGUGUCUUCCAACAGAAGUUGGGACUUUCACAGCGUAAAGUUGAACAAUUGAAGUCGAAAAAAAACUGGCUAGAUACAAUGGGCCCCUUUAAUCGCGUUAUUGAAGCAAACCCCAAAUAUUUAAUUAUGAAUGAUAAGAAAUUUGAAUUGAAUGACGAUGAAAACAAGACAACUAAAUAUUUAAAACGUUCUCGACGAAAAAUUGCCGUGAGAAUGGUGUCGAAUAUUCCAGCUGAAAAAAUCGACGAGUUGCUUAAAGUCUUUAAUCGUCAACAUGAAAUCGAAGAUUCAGAUUUAGAUGAAAAUAUCGAAGAGUCAAGUGAAGAUUAUGAUGAAACCGAUUAUUCUAAUUCGCACAAACCUUUUGCGUUAACGUCUGCUCUGGAUCCUGAUUAUAUGUAUGAAAAUAUAUAUGAAGAUGUUCAAGACGCUGCAGCAUCCACAAAUAUUAAUACCGAUUCAGAAUUUACAUUUCUUCAGGACCUUAUAUUGAAAGCGAACGGAAACCGAUGGCAAUAAAACACGUUAAAGAAAAUUGGCUACAGCAGGAAUAGUUUUUUGUUAUAAGAAGAAUAACUAACUUAAAUAAGAAUGCUGGCAUAGGUGAUAUAUAAUAUACAAUUUAUAAAAAUCUGUGAAAUAGUAUAAGUGAUGUAGAUCAAGCCAUGCCUGAUACUUAAGUCUAACAAUAACCUAUAAAGUAACGUUUACAUUCUAAGUGAAUAUAUGUAGAUCUUGAAAUCUAUGUUACUAAUUUAAUUGUUUAAGUAUGUAUAUUUCGUUGUGUACUUGUUUGUUAAAUAAAAAACCCAAUAAGUGAAAUUAACCUAA